ACGAUGUAGGUUCGGCCAAGACUUGCGUCUGCACUUUUCUACGUAAUCUUGUACAAUUACUCGACCGCAUCUCCCGCUCCAGGCCAGCAGCAGGUACAUGUACCGGCACUCCCUGGCCUCGAAUCAGAGAGACAAAAAGAGUCCAGCCUCCCCUUCCAGCGUCCCACGACGGCUUCAAUCGCCGGUUUGCCCAGCCUCGCCUCCUGGGCAAGUCCGCAAUACAGCCCUUGACCCAGAUAAUUCGACGUCCACUCCUCUCCCGCAGCUCUCCGCCCUCGCCAAAGCCUCCUCGCCAUGUUCUCUACCAAAUCAGCCCAGUCCCUCCGGAACCUCUUCGCCAGCUACCACGAACCCCCGUCCAUCUCCAAGCAGCAGUCGCAAAAGCUGCUCGACGGCCUCAAGGCCUCCUUCCGCAGCCAUCUCGACCGCGAAUACGGCCGCUCGUCCUCCGACAGCGCUCCCGCGCCCGCCAACGCCGGAGAUGCCCUCGAACCCCAGAGCAACACCGCGCGCCGCCGCUCCGCCGCGACUCUGCACUUGAAAUCCAUCCUAGCGAACCCCUUGUUCAGCUACGACGGCAACAAACAGAAUACUGCUGCUGCUGCAGCUGCCGCUUCUCACUUGCCCAAGGCGCUGUGGGUGCCGGACCGCGAUCCCAUGGAUGUCUUUGAUCAUGCGGUUUCGCGGGGCAUGAUGACGCUCAAGGCGGCCACGGGCUGCUUGGUGGCCAAGGGGCAGCAGAUGGGCGAGGGCCACGCACCUGUCGCGGGCUCGGAUACGGCACUGCGAGUUGUCCGGUGGCUUCGGUCGUCUGGCGCGGAGAGCAGCCUUCAGUUUCUGGACAGGCCAGCCUUUGUUCAGGCGCUGGCGCCGUUCCUAGUGGCCGAGAAGAUGGAAGGGAUAGCGUGGGAAUGGAUCACGCGGACAAUGAACGAGCCGGCAGCAAACAUUAGCGAGGAGCAGCGCAUCGCCCGUGCGUCGUCUUUGUUGUCGCAGCUGGUCCGCAUCAAGAGCCAAUCUCACUACGGGAACCUCGACGCCGCCAUCCAGGCCAUCCUCGAAGCAGAGCAGCUCUUCCAGCACAGCCCUCUGCUUCCGAAGCUGCUGGUCCAGCCGUGGAGGUCCGUAUCCUGGCUCUCCACCGUCGAGGCGUACAGCAGAGCGAUGCCCACGGAGAAGCUGUUCGAAGCGCACAUGGCCACGGCGCAACGGCUCCCACGACCGUUUCCGGUCGAAACCGCGCAUCUGCACCUGCACCACCCAACGCACCCCGACCACGCUCCCGCCAUGCGAUUCUUCAACGACAAGAAGAGGCUGCGCAAGCUGGUGCAGGCGCUGGGCCCCGAGAAGGUGAACCUCGCCAAGUUUACGGGCAUGGGCACGAUACCGUGGAUCGCCUUUUUGGGCCACGACACGGUCAAUCACCUGCAGCAAUCUGGGAGGAGCGAGGAGGCACGGGGCAUUACGAACAUUUUGCGGUCUGAGCUGUCAGAUAUAUUUGCCGAGACGUUGACGCCAGCUUGAUGCCGAGGCAGAGAGGGGCCUGGUAGCGUCGUUUUCUUGUUUUGUAACAUUCUCACGAUUAUUGAGUCAUGUUUGGGUUAUUGGGUCAUGGACAAGGCGCAUAGGAGCAGAUUUUGGUCGUUAUUUUGGAUACCCUGC
This is a messenger RNA of Trichoderma reesei QM6a, 1662 nucleotides long. RefSeq lists its product as uncharacterized. The transcript is spliced from 2 exons. The record is from RefSeq and is a predicted model, not a curated record. Bases 295 to 1524 code for a protein of 409 amino acids. NCBI's taxonomy places the organism in Eukaryota, Fungi, Ascomycota, Sordariomycetes, Hypocreales, Hypocreaceae.